GAACGCGACUCUUGUCACUUUCGAUCUUCCCUGGCUUCCACUACGCGCCAUGUCCAUUCACGUGCACACUGCUGGAUUAGCUGCUACAACCGCGCCUUGAACCGAGCUGUUCAUUCCAAUACUUGCUUGUCAACAUGGCGGAGAAUAACGCGCUGCCGGCCAACAUGGACCUGGAUGCCAUCCUCCGGACACUUGCCAGUCUCUCGAAGCCCGAGGAGCAAGGACAGCAUCAGCCUCAGGACCAAUACGUGCCACAACAACAACCCGCGGCAGAUCCUCGCUUGGCCGGACGCUCAUUCCAACCUCAGCCCAUCCCAAAGCCUCAAGUGCGCUCGUCCACGCCCCUGAUCGAUCCUGCAACUAUCAUCGACUGGAAGCAGGGUUUGCGAUGCGUUAGCAAAAUCGCGGCACAAAACCCGCAAUUCACAAUCACAGUGCGCAAGCUAAUCAAGGACCAAGAGGGUAACGUGAGGCAGUGGGAAGCCGGUCGAACGCGCCUCAUCGAAGAGCAUGUUCUAAAGAAGGAGAAUGAACAAACACAUCGAGCUGCAUUAUCUCUGCCAGGUCUUUUGGAGAACACACCUCUCCUUCGGACUCCGGAGCGUGAACAGGAAGAGCUUACACAAUACGAUGCCAAGGUCUACCGGGCUAGCAAAGCAAUGGUGGAGUCGCAGACGUCAGCGCUGAAAGUACUUGGAGUGCCGUUCUUUGGUGUGCGGCCGCACCUGCUGGCCAGCGAGGACGAGACGAUUGCUACGAAUGCAGAUGAAAGUCCCAUGAAGAUCUCACAAAGCCAGGUCUUGGAGCUCCAGCGAAGGAUGCUAACCCACUUACUGGACCUGUAUGGCGAUUGAUCGAUACUGGGCGUCACUGGAAAUUGCAUGGAGCAUAGGCAAGAUAGCAUCGACUGUUGGAUUGGUAGACAUAGGGUGUCUCCGCCACUGGUCCCGAUAUCGGUUUCCACUGUCUGAAGUUCUUGCUUGGAUCUCGCUGGUAGUACCAUAGCACAACCUGCCAUGUGUAGGUCGUUUCGACCUGGUCACAACUAAGAUUACGGUCACGAAAAGGGCGGCACCACCCAGAAAGCCGGGAUGUAUUGAAAUAAGCACCUGAGGAUUAUUGCACAUGGCACGCGACGACGAUGCAGGCUACCAAUAAGAGCGCGUUUGCC
This is a messenger RNA of Boeremia exigua, 1171 nucleotides long. RefSeq lists its product as uncharacterized. Lineage: Eukaryota; Fungi; Ascomycota; Dothideomycetes; Pleosporales; Didymellaceae. Bases 135 to 854 code for a protein of 239 amino acids. The record is from RefSeq and is a predicted model, not a curated record. The transcript is spliced from 3 exons.